This is a messenger RNA of Aureobasidium melanogenum CBS 110374, 2649 nucleotides long. RefSeq lists its product as uncharacterized. Bases 1 to 2649 code for a protein of 882 amino acids. Gene Ontology annotation, biological process: peptide catabolic process; proteolysis. Gene Ontology annotation, cellular component: cytoplasm. Gene Ontology annotation, molecular function: metalloaminopeptidase activity; peptide binding; zinc ion binding. Lineage: Eukaryota; Fungi; Ascomycota; Dothideomycetes; Dothideales; Saccotheciaceae. The transcript is spliced from 5 exons. The record is from RefSeq and is a predicted model, not a curated record.
AUGGCCGACAGAGACGUUCUUCCCGACGUGGUCAAGCCAUCCAACUAUGCCAUCUCCCUAUUCGAUCUCGAGCUCGGCGGUAGCUGGUCCUACCAGGGCAAGGUCGACAUUGACGUCGAAGUCAAGCAAGACACCAAGGAAAUCACUCUGAACACCCACCAGCUCAAGGUCCACAGCGCCCAGGUCUCGACCGAACAAGGAAAGACCGAGGGUGCUAUCAAGGCUUCCACCAUCUCCUACGAUGAGAAGAACCAGAGGGCUACCUUCCACUUCGACCAGCCCAUCCCUCAAUCGCACAAGGCUGUCAUCUCGGUCCAAUUCAGCGGUAUCAUGAACAACGAUAUGGCUGGAUUCUACCGUUCCAAGUACAAGCCCACCGUCCCUGCCGCCGCAUCUGUCCCCAGAGACUCUGAAUACCACUACAUGCUGUCCACUCAAUUCGAAUCUUGCGACGCCCGCAGAGCCUUCCCCUGUUUCGAUGAGCCCAACCUCAAGGCAACUUUCGACUUCGAGAUUGAGAUUCCAGAGGACCAGACCGCUCUGUCCAACAUGCCUGAGAAGGAAGUCAAGAAGGGUAACAAGUCUGGCACAAAGAUCGUUUCCUUCGACCGCACUCCUAUCAUGAGCACCUACCUUCUGGCUUGGGCUUUCGGUGACUUUGAAUACAUCGAGGACUUUACUAGACGCAAGUACAACGGCAAGAACCUCCCCGUCAGAGUCUACACCACCAGAGGCCUCAAGGAACAGGGCAAACUGGCCCUGGAGAGUGCUCACCAGGUCGUCGACUACUUCUCCGAGAUCUUCCGCAUUGAAUACCCUCUUCCCAAGGUCGAUCUUUUGGCUGUUCACGAAUUCUCACACGGUGCCAUGGAGAACUGGGGUUUGAUCACCUACAGAACUACCGCCGUCCUCUUCGACGAAUACGCCUCGGACCAGAAGUACAAGAACCGCAUUGUCUACGUUGUUGCUCACGAGCUUGCCCACCAAUGGUUCGGAAACCUCGUCACCAUGGACUGGUGGUCAGAACUCUGGUUGAACGAGGGUUUCGCUACCUGGGUCGGCUGGUUGGCUGUGGACCACCUCCACCCGGAUUGGUCAGUCUGGUCUCAAUUCGUCACUGAGUCUAUGCAAACUGCUUUCAACUUGGACUCCUUGAGAACUUCUCACCCUAUUGAGGUUCCCGUCAGGAACGCACUGGAAGUCGAUCAGAUCUUCGACUCUAUCAGUUAUCUCAAGGGAAGCUCAGUCAUCCGUAUGCUGGCUUCUCACUUGGGUGUUGAGACCUUCUUGCACGGUGUUGGCGACUACCUUCAGGCUCACAAGUACCAGAACGCUACCACUAGUGAUUUGUGGUCUGCUCUUAGCAAGGCCAGCGGAAAGGACGUCAACACUUUCAUGGACCCCUGGAUCCGUAAGAUUGGUUUCCCUGUCGUUACUGUAGCUGAAGAGCCCGGUCAAAUCAGCAUCAAGCAGUCUCGAUUCCUUAGUGGUGGAGAUGUCAAGCCUGAAGAGGACGAGACCACCUGGUGGAUCCCUCUUGGUCUCAAGUCUGGCUCAAACACAUCCGAAGUCAAGAGCGGCUCUCUCACUGCUAAGGAGGAUACUAUCCGUGACGUCGACGACAGCUUCUACAAGCUCAACUCCGAACAGACUGGCUUCUACCGCACAAACCUUCCUCCCAAGAGACUCACACAACUUUCAACUCAGCUUGAUAAGCUCUCUCCUCAGGACAAGAUUGGUUUGAUCGGCGAUGCUGCAGCUCUCGCCAUCUCAGGCGAUGCAACCACUGCCGGUGUCCUUUCUUUCCUAGAGGGCUUCACCAAGGAGACCAACUACCUUGUCUGGUCCGAAGUUCUUUCAAGUCUCGGAAACAUCAGAUCUGUCUUUGCCGACGACGAGCAGGUUUCUGAGGGUCUUCGCCAGUACACUCUGCGCUUGGUUAGCGAAGCCACUGACAAGAUCGGCUGGGACUUCGCUCCCCACGACGAUUACCUGACUGGUCAGCUGCGUGCUCUUCUGCUCGCUUCUGCUGGUAUGGCAGGACAUGAGGCUACUGUUGCCGAAGCUAAGAAGCGUUUCACUGCUUUCACUGAGGGCGGUGACAAGAAGGCUAUUCACCCCAGUUUGCGCACAGCUACCUUCAAGAUUGCCGUCAAGGAAGGUGGUAAGCCUGCAUACGAUGCUGUCAUGAAAGAAUACCUCAACACAACCUCUGUCGAUGGCAAGGAGAUUGCUCUUCAAGCACUCGGCAGAGUCCAGUCGACUGAGUUGGCCAGAGAAUACCUCAAGUGGUCUUUCAGCGGCGCCGUCGCCACCCAAGACCUGCACACUCCUUCCAGAGCACUGGCUCUCAACUCAAAGACCAAGCUCGAAGUCUGGCACUUCGUCAAGGAGAACUGGACCAUGCUGAGAGAGCGUCUUGGCAACAACAUGGUCGUCCUAGAGAGAUAUCUCCGCAUGAGUUUGAACAGAUUCUCGAGCUUCGAGGUAGAGAAGGAUAUUGCCGACUUCUUCAAGAACAAGGACAACGCUGGCUAUGACCGUGGUCUUGCUGUCGUCAGCGACACAAUUAAGGGCAGAGCCAGAUACGCACAACACGAUCUUGAGAUUGUUAGAGAGUGGCUGUCGGCUCAUGGUUACAUGAAGUAG